Perognathus longimembris pacificus (Pacific pocket mouse) is the source of this 1450-nucleotide messenger RNA. RefSeq names its product acylglycerol kinase (gene Agk). Gene Ontology annotation, biological process: ceramide biosynthetic process; protein insertion into mitochondrial inner membrane. Gene Ontology annotation, cellular component: mitochondrion; TIM22 mitochondrial import inner membrane insertion complex. NCBI's taxonomy places the organism in Eukaryota, Metazoa, Chordata, Mammalia, Rodentia, Heteromyidae. Gene Ontology annotation, molecular function: acylglycerol kinase activity; ceramide kinase activity; ATP-dependent diacylglycerol kinase activity. The coding region runs from base 101 to 1360 and encodes 419 amino acids. The transcript is spliced from 16 exons. The record is from RefSeq and is a predicted model, not a curated record.
GGGCGGCGGCGCGGUUUCCCUCCGUCUGGCGGGGCGUCUCGGAGCGCACACCGGAAGGCGGGCGGCGAGCGGCCGGGGCCGUGCUCAUCUCCAGGAGAAGAUGUUCUUCAAAACACUUCGCAAUCACUGGAAGAAAACCACAGCUGGGCUCUGCUUGCUGACAUGGGGUGGCCAUUGGCUCUAUGGGAAACACUGCGAUAACCUGCUAAGGAGAGCUGCCUGUCAAGAAGCUCAGGUGUUUGGUAACCAACUCAUUCCUCCCAAUGCACAAGUGAAGAAAGCAACUGUUUUUCUCAAUCCUGCAGCUUGCAAAGGCAAAGCCAGGACUCUAUUUGAAAAGAAUGCUGCCCCCAUUUUACAUUUGUCUGGCAUGGAUGUGACUGUCGUUAAGACAGAUUAUGAGGGACAAGCCAAGAAGCUGCUGGAACUGAUGGAAAGCACAGAUGUGAUCAUUGUUGCUGGAGGAGAUGGGACACUCCAGGAGGUUGUUACAGGAGUUCUUCGAAGAACAGAUGAGGCUUCCUUCAGUAAGAUUCCCAUUGGAUUUAUCCCACUGGGGCAGACCAGUAGUUUGAGCCAUACCCUCUUUGCUGACAGUGGAAACAAAGUCCAACAUAUUACUGAUGCCACGCUCGCCAUUGUGAAAGGAGAGACAGUACCACUUGAUGUCUUACAAAUCAAGGGUGAAAAAGAACAGCCUGUGUUUGCGAUGACUGGCCUUCGCUGGGGGUCCUUCAGAGAUGCUGGCGUCAAAGUUAGCAAGUACUGGUAUCUUGGGCCUCUAAAAACCAAGGCAGCCCACUUUUUCAGCACUCUUCAGGAGUGGCCUCAGACUCACCAAGCCUCCAUCUCCUACACAGGACCUAAAGAGAGACCGCCCAGUGAACCAGAAGAAAUUCCUCCCCGGCCCUCUCUGUACAGGAGAAUCCUCCGCAGGCUUGCCUCCUACUGGGCACAACCACAGGAUGCCCUUUCCCCAGAGGUGAGCCCUGAGGUCUGGAACGACGUAAAGCUGUCCACCAUCGAGUUGUCCAUCACAACCCGAAACAGCCAGCCAGACCUGAUGAGCAAAGAGGACUUCAUGAACAUCUGCAUUGAACCCGACACUGUCAGCAAAGGAGACUUUAUCACCAUAGGAAGUAAAAAGGUGAGAGACCCCAAGCUUCUCGCGGAUGGCACGGAGUGCCUCCAGGCGGGCCGCUGCACCCUGCUGCUUCCGGAGGGAACGGGCGGCUCUUUCAGCAUCGACAGCGAGGAGUACGAAGCCAUGCCCGUGGAGGUGAAGCUGCUGCCCAGAAAACUGCGCUUCUUCUGCGACCCCAAGAAGCGGGAAGAAAUGCUGCAGAGCACAGCCCAGUGAGCGAGCACCGGCCCCGCCGCCCGGGCCGCCGCGGGGCCCCGGGACCAAGCACCUCCGCCCGUCCCCCCGUCCCCCCCCUACCGCGUGCGG